Molecule: messenger RNA, 5106 nt
Organism: Danio rerio (zebrafish)
Lineage: Eukaryota; Metazoa; Chordata; Actinopteri; Cypriniformes; Danionidae
Source: RefSeq, a predicted model, not a curated record
CUUCCUCCGAUGUCACCCCUAGGCGGAGGCGUCAGUAGACGGGCAGCAGCGGCACCCCUCCCGGCCUCGAGCUCCGUCACCGUGCGCUGCGCUACAGGGAAACGAUCGCCAUAGUGAACCGCACGCGAAGCACCUACGGACCCGUUAAACUGAGGAUAUCAGCGCAAGUUUGGCCGAUUUAAGUGGGGUGAGGCUGUGUGUUUUUCGUCGGAAAGGCGACUUGUGUUUGUGUGUGUUGGCGGAGAGUGGAAAAGACGGCAUCCGGCCUCCGAGAAGCAGGCGAGGGCAGGGACUCGCGACCGAACAACGUUUACCGUCUCUGGCCCCCCCUGCCUCAGAGGCCCAUGGAGAGGAUGAAGAGGUUUAAGAGACGUUUGUCGCUCACCCUGCGUGGUAGCCAGACGAUCGACGAGUCUCUCUCGGAGCUGGCGGAACAGAUGACCAUUGAGGAGAACAGCAGCAAGGACAGCGACAUUGUUCAUGAGAAUCUGAAGAUGGGUUCGGAUGGAGAGAGUGAUCAGGCCUCAGGAACGUCUUCAGAUGAAGUGCAGUCUCCCACCGGAGUGUGUCUGCGCACCCGAAGCCACCGCCGCAUUUCCAUGGAGGAUCUGAACAAACGCUUGUCUUUGCCUGCUGAUAUCCGGAUUCCUGACGGCUACCUGGAAAAGCUACAGCUGAGCAGUCCACCGUUUGAUCAACCCCUCAGCCGACGCUCACGCAGAGCCUCACUGUCUGAAAUCGGCUUUGGGAAACUGGAGACUUAUAUCAAACUGGACAAGUUGGGAGAGGGCACGUAUGCCACCGUUUUCAAGGGGCGAAGCAAACUGACGGACAACCUGGUGGCUCUGAAGGAGAUCCGGCUGGAGCACGAGGAGGGAGCGCCGUGCACCGCUAUCAGAGAAGUGUCAUUACUGAAGGACUUAAAGCACGCCAACAUCGUCACGCUUCAUGACAUCGUCCACACAGACAAAUCACUCACGCUGGUGUUCGAGUACCUGGAUAAAGAUCUGAAGCAGUACAUGGAUGACUGUGGAAACAUCAUGAGCAUGCACAACGUCAAGAUUUUCCUCUUCCAGAUCCUGCGAGGUCUAGCGUACUGUCACAGACGAAAGGUUCUGCACAGAGACCUCAAACCACAGAACCUGCUCAUCAACGAGAGAGGAGAACUCAAACUGGCCGACUUCGGUCUGGCACGAGCCAAGUCUGUUCCCACAAAGACGUACUCUAAUGAAGUGGUGACCUUAUGGUACAGACCUCCUGAUGUGCUGCUGGGCUCCUCUGAGUACUCCACGCAGAUCGACAUGUGGGGUGUUGGAUGUAUAUUUUAUGAAAUGGCUGCAGGUCGGCCGCUUUUCCCAGGAUCCACUGUUGAAGAUGAGCUGCAUCUAAUCUUCAGAUUACUGGGCACACCCACAGAAGACAACUGGCCCGGCAUCUCAUCCAUCGAGGAGUUCAAAUCCUACAACUUCCCCAAAUACAAGCCGCAGCCCUUCAUCAAUCACGCACCCAGGUUGGACACUGAAGGGAUCGAGCUCUUAUUGUCUUUUCUAAGGUAUGAGUCCAAGAAGAGGAUUUCUGCAGACGAAUCCAUGAAACACUCCUACUUCAAGAGUCUGGGCAUGAGGAUUCACACACUGCCAGAAAGCAUAUCUAUAUUCACACUGAAGGAGGUGCAGCUCCAGCGAGAUCCUGGUUACAGGAACUCCUCGUACCCAGAGACAGGAAACAGCAAGAACAGACGGCAGAGCAUGCUGUUUUAAAGCUGCGUUCCCUCUCACACACACACACAAACACACACACACACACACACACACACAGGCUGAUGGCUGUGCAGUACAGACAGACAGACUCUCUUUAGUGUGUGCAUGCGUGAUGAUGAGUCUCUCUCUCCAGCAUGCAGAGCCACAAAAACUCCCAUCAUCCUCCUCCUCGUGUGCAAACGUGUGAUUCUGUACAUAUUUAUUGACGGAGGGGUUGUUUUUGCUGCUAACUGACUACUGUCUCUUCAUAACUUCCUCACAUCAGUCCCACGUCGAUGAGGUUUUUUAAAUACAAAAAAACGAGGAUUAUAAUUCUGUUGAAAUGUCGCAGCUGUCCUUUCGUUGGAGUGUUUGGAGUUCCUCAUCAUUAUUUUUGGCCUGGAAAACUAAAAGACUGGCUCAUUCCGAAACGUGUCAUUUCAAGAGAAAUCCAAAAUAGCGCCCCGAAAAAAGUGGAUGUUCCUCAAAACGGGGACCAUCACCGAAUCUGAAAGUGUGAAAAACAAACACUGGACCAGCAGGAACUUUGUGACCUCAACGUUUUCAACUUCUGCUCUUCUUCAGAGUGAAAAAAGAAGAGAAGAGCUACCUGUCGGGAUUGAAGUGUGUGAAUGACGGAUGCUUUUUUAUUUCAUUUAGUUUUGUAUUCUUUAUUUCACAGUUGGAGCUCAUCAAAGGAUUUUUCUCCUAUUAUAAGAAACAGUUCACACACAAAUACCGAUUCACUCACCCUCUGUUUCUUCUCAGAAGAAGAUAUUUUGAAGAAUGUUGGAAUCCAUAGUAUUUAUUAUGCAAAUCCAAGAUGGAAUUUAUUUUUAAUUAUCAUGAAUCUGUGACUGCCAGUUUCUAACAUUCUGCUUUGUGUUCUCAGUGAAACUGAGGUAAACUAUGAGCAAAAAUGGAUUUAUUUUGUUCCCGAUUAUAAUUGUUUGAGGUGAACUGUCCCUUUAACAGAGCUUGGCAAGUAGAAAUCUUUAUAUUUCAUUUUUUGUUUGUUUGUUUUUUUCUGUUGGAGCUCAUCAAAAUGACUUCUCUCCUACUAGAAGAAACAGUUCACGCAAAAAAACAAAGAAGAUAAUAAGAAGAUAUUUUGAAGAAUGUUCCAAACUGUUGAAUUCUAUAGUAUUUCAUUUCUAUUUACGACUACCAUUUUUCCAAAAUUUCUCCUUUUUGUUCUUAGUAAGUAAACAGUAUUUUUCCCUUGAUCGUUAUUUUUUUUUUUAGGUGAAUUGUCCCUUUAACAAGAGCUUGGCGACUAUAAAUAUGUUGUUUUUUUGUGGGGUUUUUUGUUUUCAAUUUUGCAGUUUUUUUAUACUUUAUUUUACAAUUGAAGCUCAUCAAAUGACUUUCCUCCUAUUAAAAGGAACCGUUCACACAAAAACCGAUUCAGUCACCAUCCGUUUCUUCUCAAAAGAAGAUAUUUUGAAGAAUGUUCCAAACGGUUGAAUUCCAUAGUGUUUCAUUUGCAUCUAUGACUCCCGGUUUUCAGCAUUUUUCAAUUUUAUUUCCUUUUUGUUCUCAAGGAAACUCAAGUAAACUGUGAACAAAAUGGAAAGAAGAUAUUUUGAAGAAUGUUCCAAACUGCUGAAUUCCAUGGUAUGUCAUUUGUAUCUAUGACCACCAGUUUCCAACAUUCUUCAAAAAUCCUCCUUUUUGUUCUUAAGUAAACUGAGCAAAAAUGGAUUGAUUUAGUUUCCGAUUAUAAUUGUUUGAGGUGAACUGUCCCUUUAACAGAGCUUGGCGAGUAGAAAUCUUUAUAUUUCAUUUUGUUUGUUUUUUUAUUCUUUAUUUUACAGUUGGAGCUCAUCUAAAUGAUCUUUUUUUGCUAUUAAAUGGAGCAGUUCACACCCCAAAUAACGAUUCACUCAACCUCUGUUUCUUCUUAAAAGAAGAUAUUUUGAAGAAUGUUCCAAACUGUUGAAUUUUAUAGUGUUUAAUUUGUAUAAGACUACCCAACAUUCUUCAAAAUGCCUCCUUUUUGUUCUCAGCGAAACUCAAGUAAACUGUGAGCAAAAUUUGGUAAUUUUUUUCCUGAUUAUACUUUUUGAGGUGAACUGUCCCUUUAACAGAGCUUGGCGACUAUAAUUAUUUGUUUAUUUCAUUUUUGUGUAUUCUCUAUUUUACAUUUCGAGUUCAUCAAAAUGUCUUUUCUCCUGUUUAAAGGAACAGUUCAUGGAAAAAAUAUUCAGUCACCCUCCGUUUCUUCUUAAAAGAAGAUAUUUUGAAGAAUGUUCCAAACGGUUGAAUUCCAUAGUGUUUAAUUUGCAUCUAUGACUCCCAGUUUCCAACAUUCUUCAAAACGUCUCCUUUUUGUUCUCAAGUGAACUGUGAGCAAAAAAUGGAUGAAUUUUUUUCCGAUUAUAAUUGUUUGAGGUGAAAUGUCCCUUUAACAGAGCUUGGCGACAAUAAAUAUUUAUAUUUCAUUUUGUUUGUUUUUUAUUCUUUAUUUUACAGUAGGAGCUCAUCAAAAUGACUUUUCUCCUAUUAAAAUAAGCAGUUCAAGCUAAAAAAAAAAGGGAAAAAAAACGAGUCACUCACCCUCCGUUUCUUCUUAAAAGAAGAUAUUUAGAAGAAUUUUCCAAACUCUUGAGUUUCAUAGUAUCUAAUUUGUAUCUACGACUACCGUUUUUCCAACAUUCUUCAAAACUUCUCCUUUUUGUUCUCAAUUAAACUGCGAGCAGAAAUGGAUUGAUUUUGUUCCCGAUUCUAAUUUUGAGGUGACCUGUCUCUUUAACAGAGCUUGGCGAGUGUGCGCUGCUUGUAAAAGAGCGUAUGUGUGUGAUGAUGGAGAUCAGUAACUGUACAGAGCCUGUUGAAGAUGAGCUAGUUUCAUUAACAGUAUUACGAGAUUUUUGUUUAAAUGUUACAUAUUAUUGACCCUUCUGUGAAUAAUGGUAUCUCAGUGUGGCAUGUUGGAGUCCGACUGUCCCACAUUUGUGCUUGAUUUUAUUCAGAAGAGAUCUACGAUGUUGUGUGUAUAAAAGAAAAAGUAACAACGACAAAAAGGAUAAAAAACAAAGACUCUGACAGCAGCGUUGGACCAAUGUUUCUCUCUCUCCAGCAUUUAUAAAGAUGAAGAGGACAUCAGAGUUUAGAUGACGACUUGUUUUUGUUUUGAACUGACAGAUGUUGAUUAUUAAUAUUGUGAAAUGGGAGUGGAUUGUUUCAGGAGUGUGUGAGUGAGUGUGAGAGUGAGUGUGUGUGAGUGUGUUUGUCUUGUAAGCUCCGCUCUGUGAAACACUGACGCUCUCGGGUCAGUCUGUCGGCUCAAUUGACCGUUAACUCUUUGUACUGCAGAUAUUUAUUUCUCUUAAUCAGUGAAGUAAACAUGGUCUGUUUCAUACAG